AAAGGAAAAAGUUACGAUUUUUCGGAUUUUUCUGAUAUGGGUAUUGGCGAUUACUACAAAAUACUAAAGGUGAAUCGUGAUGCAACGAAUGAAGAUUUGAAGAAAUCUUAUAAGAAUUUAGCAAUGAAAUGGCACCCAGAUAAGAAUAAUCAAUACCCUUUAAGGAAACAAGAGUUUGAGGCAAAGUUCAAGAAAAUUUCUGAGGCUUAUGAUGUUCUUAGUGACCCUAAGAAGCGUCAGAUCUAUGAUUUAUAUGGUGAAUAUCCGAUUAACUCGAAUCGAAUCGGUGAGGAAAAUGGUGAUGGAAGUAAUUUGAAGGAAGAUGUAGCAGUUGACGUUGUUGAGAGUUGUUUGGUUUGUACUCUUGAAGAGCUUUAUAAGGGUUGCAGGAAGAAGGUUAAUAUUAUAAGGACUGUUCCUGAUGAAUUUGGGAAGUUGAAGUGCAUAGAAGAAAUCUUGAAGAUAGACAUUAAACCAGGUUGGAAGAAAGGCACAAAAAUCACUUUUCCUGGCAAAGGAAACCAACAACCAGGAUCUCCUCCAUCCGAUCUAAUAUUCGUCGUGAAUGAGAGACCACACUCUUCCUUCAAAAGAGAUGGAAAUGAUUUGGUAAUGAUUCAAAAGAUAUUACUUCUAGAAUCUCUUGUAGGAAAGACUCUCAACUUGAGAACCUUGGAUGGAAGAGAUCUCACAAUCGAAGUAACCGAUAUUGUGAAACCAGGCGAUGAGUUGGUGGUUCCAGAUGAAGGUAUGCCAGUUGCAAAGGAACUAAACAAGAAAGGAAACCUUAGAAUCAAGUUUGAUGUUAUGUUUCCAUCAAGGCUUACCACACACCAAAAACAUGAUCUAAGAAUGAUUUUGUUUGAUGCGGAUGAUAACUAAACCAUUUUUUUUAGUUUAAUCUAAUGUUUUUUUCUUGGACCGAGUUUAAUCUAAUGAUUUUAAGUCUUAAUUAACCUUGUUCUACAUGAAGUGUAAAUAGCUUGAUAUGAAAUUUCCACUAUUUGAUAUGAAAUUUGUACAUUAUAUAUAUUAGAGGUUAGCAUAGUUGUGAUUUAUUUGCAGCA
Messenger RNA from Cicer arietinum (chickpea), 1067 nucleotides. RefSeq lists its product as uncharacterized. NCBI's taxonomy places the organism in Eukaryota, Viridiplantae, Streptophyta, Magnoliopsida, Fabales, Fabaceae. The record is from RefSeq and is a predicted model, not a curated record. Gene Ontology annotation, cellular component: cytosol. Gene Ontology annotation, molecular function: protein-folding chaperone binding.